GGGAUCCCUGUGUACUCGACAAGAGAACCAUUUUGGCUGCCAUAUUGUUGCACAUUUCGAAAAGGGCCCUGUAAACUAUUAUUCAUCUACAAUGGCUACUUUAGAGCCGAGAUAUAUAGCUACUGCAGUCUCUGACUUAGUACUUGCUCUGGUAUCAUUUGCCUGUGCAUCAAACCCAACGCUCAACAAACUCAGUUUACAUGCAUCUGCAGGUUUCGGUUUAGUCGGAGUGGCAGCUUGUAUGGGUGUUGUGCGAUUUAGCGUUAUAAUUCCAUCAUUUCAUAAUGUUGUUAUAAAACUGCACAAGCUGAUGUCAUGGCUUGCUUCAGUAGCUGGUUUGCCUUUGAUUGCUGCAGGAUUUUCAUUCCAUCAUCAGAAACAGGGUCUUGGUAACCUACAUCUUGCUACUAGUGGUGCAAGCCUGGUGUUAACAUUUUUACGUGUGUCUAUCAACGAGAACCUGUCGAAGUUAGUAAGCACAUCAGCUGUAUUUGGGAUAGUAUUUGUCUCUAUUAUUGACAAGAACUUAUUUGGAAUUGCUGGGACUAUAGCUUACAUGCUGGCUGGGGGAAUGGAAUCUAUGGACAACAUUUUAGGACUAAGGGGGGUAGACUGGUUCCAUUAUGCCUUGUCUGUUGGGAAUGUACUCUAUCUGUGUGGAAUUACUGUCAACAAAACAUAAACACCACAAGGUGUCUUUGUCCAAAUUAUUUCUAUAAGGCACUGUAAAUGUAUGAAGGAUAAAGUAUUGUUCACAACUAUACACACAAUGAAUGACGAGCAAGGAUAGAAUGGAUUUCGUAAUGUAAAAAACAGCAUUUUUUGUGGUGACGGCCCAUACUACACGGUGCUAUAUAUUAUAAACUUGGGUGUUUUAGCUCAUAUACACCCAAAAAACGCAUGUGCCAGACUAAAGUUUGUAGAUAAAAAAGGACCUUGUAACAUGUGAUCUCCAGUUUGAAUCAUAAGGUUUACGGGCUGAGUAAAAAGUAUGGUUGCAGAGGAGCUCUGGUAUGGUUGCAAAGGUUGUACUUUUCCAGUUGUACUAAGCCACAUUUGGCCUAUUUUUGUGCCAUCAAUGAUGUUUAAUAAUCUACAAUUAUCAUAAUAUUUAAAGCUGUAUGAUUUAUGUAAUAAAUGUAUGGUAAAGGACAA
Messenger RNA from Exaiptasia diaphana, 1155 nucleotides. RefSeq lists its product as uncharacterized. The record is from RefSeq and is a predicted model, not a curated record. Bases 92 to 682 code for a protein of 196 amino acids. Lineage: Eukaryota; Metazoa; Cnidaria; Anthozoa; Actiniaria; Aiptasiidae. The transcript has 2 exons.